AUGCCUGUCCUCCAGGAGGACUGCACAGGGAAACUUCCGUGCCUGCAUGUCAAAGGGGAAGAUGAAGUUCUGGGUCUCCUCUGCUGUGGUACUUGGGGUACUGUUAAGAGUGUGCUGGAGAAAGUGCAAGGGCCUCGGCGGGAUAAAACUGGUUGGCGAUGCCAGGUGGAUGGGAGCAAACUUCAGAAGGAAGAAGAGACGCCUGGGCCCUGGGCACCCUCAGGGGCAGACCCAGGCAGAGAGGGCCUGAGGCCAGCCGGCCAGGGUAGCAGCGUGGCAGCUGGCGCCGCCAGGAUCUGCGUAAGAAAGCCGCGAGUGUUCUGCAGGCUGCGAGCGACUCCCCGGCGAUGCCUCACAACUCGAUCAGAUCCGGGCCAGGGUGUACUCAGGGAAGGACCCCUAGGGUCCAGGCUGGCGAGCGUGGUGGACGACCGCCACCCAGUCGCACCGCCAGUGAGGACAGCUGGCGGAGGCGCGACUCGGCCCGCAGUGAUGAAUGGAGCCAGGUCGGGUGCGAGGAAAGCGAUUUAUGGGGCCAGGGCGCAUCGCGAUCGAUUUGGGCCGGCCAAUGAGGCCCGAGCGAUCUCAGCUGCCCUGGCCGACCUGGGGCAGCUUCAGGGACUGCGGCGUGGAGCUCCCCGCACUUCCCUGGAGCCGCCAGUGAAGCUGCCUGGCACCCCUGAUCCCGCUGCUCCUGGAGAUGCAGCGAGCCCCGUCUCACCCAACACUUACCACCUGGUUCUGACAAUUGUCCCUGACAAUCCUGUCUUUUUAGGCCAUGGAGGGCUGAAUCAGCUAGGAGGGGCUUUUGUGAACGGCAGGCCCCUGCCGGAAGUUGUCCGUCAACGUAUUGUGGACCUGGCCCACCAGGGCGUAAGGCCCUGUGAUAUCUCUCGCCAGCUACGUGUCAGCCAUGGCUGUGUCAGCAAGAUCCUUGGCAGGUACUACGAGACUGGCAGCAUCCGGCCUGGAGUGAUAGGGGGCUCCAAGCCCAAGGUGGCCACCCCCAAGGUGGUGGAGAAGAUAGGGGACUACAAGCGGCAGAACCCUACCAUGUUUGCUUGGGAGAUCCGGGACCGGCUCCUGGCAGAAGGCGUUUGUGACAACGACACUGUACCCAGUGUCAGCUCCAUCAACAGAAUCAUCAGAACCAAAGUGCAGCAACCAUUCAACCUUCCCAUGGACAGCUGUGUGGCCACCAAGUCUCUGAGCCCAGGACACACACUAAUCCCCAGCUCAGCUGUAACACCCCCAGAGUCACCCCAGUCGGAUUCCUUGGGCUCUACCUACUCUAUCAACGGGCUCCUGGGAAUUGCUCAGCCUGGCAGUGACAACAAGAGAAAAAUGGAUGACAGUGACCAGGACAGCUGUCGGCUGAGCAUCGACUCACAGAGCAGCAGCAGUGGUCCCCGAAAGCACCUUCGGACAGACGCCUUCAGCCAGCACCACCUGGAGCCGCUUGACUGCCCGUUUGAGCGGCAGCACUACUCGGAGGCCUAUGCCUCCCCCAGCCACACCAAAGGCGAGCAGGGGCUGUACCCACUGCCCUUACUCAACAGUGCCCUGGAUGAUGGGAAGGCCACCCUGACACCUUCCAAUACACCCCUGGGACGCAACCUCUCGACUCACCAGACCUACCCGGUGGUGGCAGAUCCUCAUUCACCCUUCGCCAUAAAGCAGGAAACCCCAGAGCUCUCCAGUUCUAGCUCCACCCCUUCCUCUUUAUCUAGCUCCGCCUUUUUGGAUCUGCAGCAAGUCGGCUCUGGGGGCCCAGCAGGUGCCUCGGUCCCACCCUUCAAUGCCUUUCCCCAUGCUGCCUCGGUGUACGGGCAGUUCACGGGCCAGGCCCUCCUCUCAGGGCGAGAGAUGGUGGGGCCCACGCUGCCUGGAUACCCACCCCAUAUCCCCACCAGUGGACAGGGCAGCUAUGCCUCUUCUGCUAUCGCAGGCAUGGUGGCAGGAAGUGAAUAUUCUGGCAAUGCCUACAGCCACACCCCCUACUCCUCCUACAGCGAGGCCUGGCGCUUCCCCAACUCCAGCCUGCUGAGUUCCCCAUAUUAUUACAGUUCUACAACAAGGCCAAGUGCACCGCCCACCUCUGCUACGGCCUUUGACCAUCUGUAG
Molecule: messenger RNA, 2124 nt
Organism: Cricetulus griseus (Chinese hamster)
Lineage: Eukaryota; Metazoa; Chordata; Mammalia; Rodentia; Cricetidae
Source: RefSeq, a predicted model, not a curated record